CAGUGCUGCACAGUGCAAGGGAGAGGAUAGUGACAGCUGAGCUCCUCCACAAGCACCAGCACCUCCUCCACCAUGAAGACCAUCAUUGCUGCCUACUCUGGGAUGCUGAGAGGGACUGGAUCCAGCCUCCUCUCAGCUGUGCAGGACUUUCCGUCCAUGCCUUGGUUAUCAAAGUCUCGGGUGGAAAGACAUCUUCAGAUCAUCUCAGUCUUGCAAUGGGUCAUCAGCUUCCUCAUUAUGGGCAUUGCAUGUACAGUGAUCCUGAUCUACAUUUUCUGCACUGACUGUUGGCUGAUUGCUGCCCUGUAUGUCUCCUGGCUGGUGUUUGACUGGCACACCCCCAACAAAGGUGGCAGACGAUCCACAUGGGUCAGGAAUUGGGCAGUCUGGAGGUACUUUCGAGACUACUUCCCAAUCCGGCUUGUAAAAACGCAAAAUCUGCUUCCCAGCCGCAACUACAUCUUCGGCUAUCACCCUCAUGGUAUCAUGUGUCUGGGUGCAUUUUGUAACUUCGGCACAGAGGCCACUGGUGUGUCCAAGAAGUUCCCUGGGAUAAAGCCAUACCUUGCCACGCUAGCUGGGAACUUCCGAAUGCCAGUGUUAAGAGACUACCUGAUGUCUGGAGGAAUUUGCCCAGUGGACCGUGAUACUAUAGACUACAUCCUCUCCAAAAACGGGACAGGAAAUGCUGUGGUGAUAGUUGUCGGUGGUGCUGCAGAAUCUUUAGAAUGUCGGCCUGGGAAAAAUGUAGUGACUCUAAAGCAGAGGAAAGGAUUUGUGAAGAUUGCAUUGCAGCACGGUGCUGAUCUGGUGCCAGUCUACUCAUUUGGGGAGAAUGAAGCUUAUAAGCAGGUGGUGUUUGAAGAAGGUUCCUGGGGCCGCUGGGUACAAAGGAAGUUCCAGAAAUAUGUUGGAUUUGCCCCUUGUGUCUUCCAUGGUUGUGGCUUCUUUUCUGCGGAGAGCUGGGGUCUGGUUCCAUAUUCCAACCCAAUCACCACUGUUGUUGGAGAACCCAUUACUGUCCCCAAAAUGGAACAGCCCAACCAGAAGGAUGUGGACCUCUACCAUGGCAUGUACCUGACUUCCCUAGAGAAGCUCUUUGACAAAUACAAGACCAAGUUUGGCCUCCCAGAGUCUGAGAUUUUGGAAAUCAAUUGAAGCUUUGUCAGUCAUUGACUGCAAUAAGAUUGUGCUUCUUGGGAAGAUGUCCUCUUAUUGGGAAGCCUAUCCCAGGUUGCUUUACAUCAUUCCGCAAGGCCUGAUUGUCCUUUUUUAGACUUGACCCACAAAGCUCACAAUAUGACUACAAUUUUUAUGGUUUUACUUAUGUUGGCACUUAACCAUUGUACAUAAUGGCUGUUAUUACCAAAAUAUGUUCCAUUUUUGGUUAAAUUCAGAUUGUAUGUCAAAUUCAUAGGUAGACGUUGUGACACUUGAACGUGAUCAAGUUUGGCACAGGUUUGUCUUUGCUUGGAGCUGUAAAUGUGGGACAGUGUUCAUGUUGAACUGAUGACUGGAAUGUACUUGCUGGGUCUGUCCACUGAAAUGUAUUUUGAAUUGAUGCCAAUGGGUUAACAUGCCUACUGGGAUUCUGGCAAUGGGGUUUCUGCAUUCCUACUUGGCAAUUAUUUUCAAGAUUCAGUCACCAAUAUUUUUCCAUAUGCAGAGCAUGAAACCAGGAUAGUUGAGGCUCCUACAAUUAUUAUUGGUGAAGCAGGGAAUCCUGUCAGAAGGAUCUCCAUACCAAAACCCUGAGCUGCACAGAAAGCCAGUGGGUGGGAAGCCACCAGUCACUGAUGGUCUAGCUGGACUUGGCCUUCUAUCUCCAGUUAUAAAGUGCUGGUAGACCACAUAUGGUAAUGGUAUCAAGACGUUUUGCUGUAUCCUUUACGGUGGAGUUAUGACUCUCGUCAGCAUUGUAUAGCAGAUGUGCCUAAUGUUGGAAUCCCGAGAAGAUAUAUUUUUUUACAAAUGAGCUGGAGGUUUUUUUUUUGAGGGAGAGAAGACUUGAGCAUGCUUAUGUGGCUUUAAUGAAUUCUACAGUCUUGUUCUGGAGCUCAAACAAAGCACUUAUUUUGUAAUGGUUGGUUUGUGUGCAAAGUAUGAUGGCCCUUCUAAAGGCUUUCAAAGGGCACCUGUUGGAUAUACAUAGUUCAGAAUCAAGUCUGUAAUUGGACUAAUAUUUGUAGAGGCAAUCUGUUUCUUAACAGUAUUAAGAUACUUAUGAGGAACAAAGGACUUGGCGACUCAUGGAUAAAGCUGGUUCUUGCAAAAUCCAUGGGUAGUAUUUUGCUGUAAAACAAAAUGUCUGGCAAAUGACACCAGAUCUGAUACAUGUCUGGGGUUUUUGUUUUU
Messenger RNA from Rana temporaria (common frog), 2355 nucleotides. RefSeq names its product diacylglycerol O-acyltransferase 2 (gene DGAT2). Lineage: Eukaryota; Metazoa; Chordata; Amphibia; Anura; Ranidae. The record is from RefSeq and is a predicted model, not a curated record. Gene Ontology annotation, molecular function: diacylglycerol O-acyltransferase activity. The transcript has 8 exons. Bases 73 to 1158 code for a protein of 361 amino acids. Gene Ontology annotation, cellular component: endoplasmic reticulum membrane. Gene Ontology annotation, biological process: triglyceride biosynthetic process.